CACAGCAUUUGAAAUUCGUAGUGAACGCUCAAGGUCGUUGAAACGGAACAGUGUGCAGCUUCUCCUGAACUUUUCCCCAGAAGGCGGUGUAAGUUUUAACUGUCGUUUCACAAAUAUUGUGCAUAUAUUUUGUUUAUCCAAUCGACGGUGUAACUAUAAUUCUUGGACGACCUUUGAGCGACGUUGAAGUGACCCUGAGGGUGGACACCUACUGAUUAGGACUAAAUAAGGGUCCAAAUGGUUCAAAUGGUUGUGGACGGAAUAGAAGAUACUUUCGCCUAACAGGUUUCAGUGUCUAGUAGCAGGGGAUCACCAAAUCCUCCAGGCAGGAACCUAGACUGUCACCUGGAUUCAGUAAGCUACCUAUGGAGGAAUUGGAAAGUUGGAAAAGAACUCAUGAAACUCCAACUGAAUGGCGCAUAAGGCGAUCGUUUUUGGAAAAAAAUUUUAAUAAAUUACACCCUGAACGCUUGGAGUGUCUUUCACAUUGUUUCACUAAUGCUACAUUGUACAAAGUCAAAUAUCCAGAAAAAGUAAUGGAAGAGAUCAACCUUCUUGGGGAAGGAAUUGAAGAAGCCAAUACUUGUGAACAUAGUAAAAAUUUCAGUUGACGAUAAACCGGAGUUAAAUAUAUCAACAUUUUUGUAAUUUGUUAUGAUCCGAAUUUCAAGCGGACAUGUUUUUCUACUAUUCUAACUGGAUAGUUGAAGUAAUGUGUAUCGUCAAUAUAUAUUUAAACACGUA
Messenger RNA from Schistosoma margrebowiei, 744 nucleotides. The record is from the annotation of a GenBank genome assembly. Lineage: Eukaryota; Metazoa; Platyhelminthes; Trematoda; Strigeidida; Schistosomatidae.